Nicotiana tabacum (common tobacco) is the source of this 618-nucleotide messenger RNA. RefSeq names its product mitochondrial pyruvate carrier 4-like. The record is from RefSeq and is a predicted model, not a curated record. Gene Ontology annotation, biological process: pyruvate import into mitochondria. Gene Ontology annotation, cellular component: mitochondrial inner membrane. NCBI's taxonomy places the organism in Eukaryota, Viridiplantae, Streptophyta, Magnoliopsida, Solanales, Solanaceae.
AAGUCAAUAAAACACUACAGUAAUAAUAAUCCGACAGAUAUUAUUAUACAGAGAAUAGUCAGAAGCAGCAUCUCUCCCUUUUAUGGCGACUUCAAAAUUCCAGGCUCUAUGGAAUCACCCUGCUGGUCCAAAGACCAUUCAUUUCUGGGCACCAACCUUCAAGUGGGGCAUCAGUAUAGCAAAUAUCGCUGACUUUGCUAAGCCUCCUGAAAAGAUUUCAUUACCCCAGCAAAUAGCUGUUACAGCUACUGGACUUAUCUGGUCUCGCUAUAGUUUGGUAAUUACUCCGAAAAACUGGAACCUCUUCAGUGUAAAUGUGGCAAUGGCUGGAACAGGCAUAUAUCAACUUUCGCGAAAAGUUCGGCAUGAUUAUUUUAACGAGGAGGAGCAACCUGUGGUAGCUAAAGAAGGAUGAUGAAAUUGUUAUUAGUCAGGAUUAUUGAAUUCCUGAGCUUUGAAUACAAUUUGAUGUUUAGUCCUUUUUCUCUAUACUUGCUUCUGAUAUACUUACCACUGUUCAUGUGGUGAUUUGAUAAGUGAUUGGGUGCAUAAUCACAGUUGAUAAUCUGAAAUUUCUUUGUAGAUUAUGGGAAGAAAGAAUGGCAUCAUGUUUUUAGA